Messenger RNA from Babesia bovis T2Bo, 487 nucleotides. Its product is annotated as Glutaredoxin family protein. The record is from RefSeq and is a predicted model, not a curated record. The coding region runs from base 10 to 456 and encodes 148 amino acids. NCBI's taxonomy places the organism in Eukaryota, Apicomplexa, Aconoidasida, Piroplasmida, Babesiidae. The transcript is spliced from 5 exons.
AUAUUCAUAAUGUUUUCUGGAAUAACUCUUCCUUUUGUCUUAUCACAUUAUUUUGGUUCUUCAUGGAUUUAUACUACAUCUAAAAUCGCAUCAUGGAAGUUAGCAACCUGUGAAGCUUCUUGUGGAAAUACGACUCCCAUUAAACCCACAUGUUGUAAACAAAAUUGUUGUGCUUCUUGCGUAACAGAGCAAUCAAAAGAAUCAUGCAGUGAUGAUACAAAAGACUCAGCUCUUCCAGAGCUUAAACCUGAAACUGAACAGAAGAUUAAGGAAGAAAUAACAAAGUAUAAUGUAGUGCUAUUUAUAAAAGGUACAGCCAAUAAACCAGCUUGCAAGUAUAGCAGACAAGCAAUCGAUAUAUUAAAGGAAUCACGGGCACCGAUUAUCAGAACAGUUAAUGUUCUAGAUGAUCCCGAUUUAAGCUCUACGUUAGAGGUCAAUUUGUUGGUGGGCUAGACGCAAUAAUUAAAAUGAGAGAAAGUGGAAC